AUGAGUGAGGCUUCCUCCUUUGAGGUGUUCAAGUUCCUUCAAUGUCACAAAAUCUUCUAUUUGUUUAGGGUGAAUAAAGGGCGGCAGCGGCAGGGGGCGGCGAUGACUGGCCUACGACAGGGGCGAGACGACUGUCAUGUGGCUAUGGCCGCUAGCCGGGAGGGGGAUUGCCGGAAGUGGCAUUGUGUAGGUAGUGGUGGUGGUGAAAGAAAUGGAGGUGAAAGUGGUGGCGAAAUAGGUGAUGUGGUGGUAGUGGUGAUGAAGGUGGAGGUGGAGGUGGUGCUUAUGGUAAUUGUGUUGGUGGGGAUGAUGAUUGUUGAGGUGGAGAUGGUGGUGGUGGUGGUGGUGGAGGUGGAGGUGGUGGAGGUGGUGAAGGUUGAGGAAGAGAUGGUGGUGGUGAUGGAGGUGUUGAAGGUGAUGGCGUUGGAUGUGGAGGUGGGGGUGGUGUCAUAUUUAAAAGUUAAGGAUGGUAUUUUGAGAAUUUAA
This is a messenger RNA of Prunus armeniaca (apricot), 486 nucleotides long. NCBI's taxonomy places the organism in Eukaryota, Viridiplantae, Streptophyta, Magnoliopsida, Rosales, Rosaceae. The record is from the annotation of a GenBank genome assembly.